AUGGAAAAGGCAAUUAACGAAAGAAUCGAAAAAUGGAAAAAAGAAAAUACUACUGAUAACAAGGAAGUAACAAAUGAAAAUGCAUAUGAAAGUAUAACUGAAUUAAUUUUAGAUGGAAAAAAAUUUAAUACUAUAAAAAGCGAAGAUAUUGAAUUAUUAAAAAAUUUCAAAAAUUUAGAAAGAUUAUGUUUAAAUCAAACAGGUAUACAAAAUUUAGGAAGUAUGCCAACUAUGGAAUCUCUAACUGUUUUAGAAUUAACAGAUAAUCAUCUAAGCACAGUUGAUAUAUUAAAACAUAUUACAACAUCAUUUCCAAAUCUUAAAACAUUAGAAAUAGGAGGAAAUCAUUUUAAAAAUAUAAAAGAUUUUGAAACAUUAAAAGAUUUAAAACAGUUAACCCGUUUAGGAGUACAAUUUAAUCCAUUUUCAGAGGAUUCUAAUUAUAGAAAAGAAUUAUUUGAGGUAUUACCAGAUGUUAAAAUAAUAGAUUGUUAUAAUAAAGAUGGUGUUGAAGUUUUAAGUUCUGAUGAAGAAGAUGAUGAAGAAGAAUAUGAAGAAGAAGAUAACACAUUAAAAAAUUUUUAUGAAGCUGAUUUUAAAGAAGAAGAUGAUGAAGAUGAAGAAUUUGUACCAAAUGAUAAUGAAGAUGAAGAUGAUGAUGAAUUAGAUGAUGAUUUAGAAGAGGAAGAAAUUGAAGAAUUAAAUAAAGAAGAAGAUUUUGAUGGGGAAACUAAAGAUAGUGAAAAUGCCCCAAAAGAGGAAAAAAAUAAUAAAAGAAAACAAGAUGCCUUAGAAAAUAAUGAUAAUGAAACUGAUACUAAGAAAACAAAAGUUGAAUGA
This is a messenger RNA of Plasmodium yoelii, 840 nucleotides long. RefSeq lists its product as uncharacterized. The transcript has a single exon. The record is from RefSeq and is a predicted model, not a curated record. Gene Ontology annotation, cellular component: nucleus. The coding region runs from base 1 to 840 and encodes 279 amino acids. Gene Ontology annotation, molecular function: histone binding. NCBI's taxonomy places the organism in Eukaryota, Apicomplexa, Aconoidasida, Haemosporida, Plasmodiidae.